UUCCACCCCUCUCGAUCGACGAAACAAGGCUGGACCUCGUCCUCGUCGCAUCAACCCCACACUCCUUUGAUUUCCUGCAAACCCCCUCCCUCCAUUCCCUCGCAUUCACGAUGAACAAACAGGCGCGCCUCGUUCUCCUCCUCUUCGUCUGGAUCGCCACAACGUCCAUGGCAGCGGUCAUACAGCCCAUGACUGCCGGCGAGCUCGCAGAUCGUGGAGAGUCGGCCCCUCAUCCUCUUGACCGACGCAAUGCUGCGCGUGUCGCCCCGGCCAAUGCAGCAAAGGUUCUCAAGGCUGCAAAGGCGGCUGUGACCCCGGGCUACGGUAGACUCGGGCAUAUGGCCAUUCGCGACAUCGUAGAGGCCCAGCUCGAGGAGCGAGACGCUGUGCGAUUCGCGCCUGCCAACGCGGGGCGUAUUCUGCAAGCGGCCAAGGCUGCCGUCACUCCUGGAUACGGCAGGCUCGGACACAUGGCCAGGCGUCGCACAUCUGCCGCGGGCCAAGGCAAUGCAGACUUCCCCGUCAUCAACGAGCGGCAGGUCGAAGACGCAGACGUUGAGAGUGAAAGCCACGCCGCGGACGUCCACCCUCGCGCUACCAAGAAGCUGAGCGCUGCCGCCAGGAGAAAGAAGGCCGCUGCGGCAGCGAGAAGGAGGAAGCAGGCGGCGGCUAAAGCUGCGGCGGCCAAAGCAGCGGCCGCAUCCAAGGCAGCCGCUGCCAAGGCCACCAGCACGUCGAUCCAACGCAAGUCAGCUCAAUGCAGUCGCAAGACGACAAGCACGCUGCGAGCCACGACGAGCUUGCCUACGACGAUCAAGGCCGUCAGCCAAACAUCUAAGACGUCUUCGUCGACCAAGACUGCCACUUCGACUACAAAGACGUCGUCAACGACCACGAAAGCGUCAUCGAGCACGCUCAAGAGCAGCUCGUCCGCCAAGACCUCUUCUGCUACUGCCCGCGCCACAAGCUCGACCUCCACCUCCUCCUCCUUCUCCUCGACCACUACGUCGACGCGCACUGUCAGCGCCACGACUACGCGCACAACGACGACAACGACGACUCGCGCUUCGACUGCUGCUGCCACUUCGAGCGGCUCCCCUACAUCCGCAUACGUCAGCUACCCGUCUGCCUCCGCCCUCGCCGACCUCAAUGCCAUCAUGGCCUGGGCGGGCGACAGCGACAACCUCAACUCGACGCAAAAGCAAGAGACCGUGGCCGCCCUGCUGUCUGCCACCCGUCGCUAUUUGCCCGAGCUCAAGCAGCAGGAUGCUGUUCGCUACCUCCUCGCCGACAUCAAGGCCGAGUCUGACUUUUUGCCCGCGGCUUACAAUGGCGGUCGCCUGGACUCUGGUGCUUCACUCGGUCUGAUGCAGGUCAGUCCAGCCUCUGGAGCGCAAGAGCUUCCCCUCUGGAUGGGCCACAGUCGCGUCGGCUACAAUUCGUACUCGUGGAGCGCCGUCAAUGGCACGCAGGGCGAGCUCAUCGAUUACGCCACCGGCCAGCAAAUGGUUCUCUCUGCCCUGACAAAGGAGGAUCUGCUCAGGCCGUGGGUUAACAUUCACUUGGGCACAUGGGUGCAGAGUAACUUGGCACGCACGUCGUCAUGCGACCCCUACUCAUGGACCGACAUUUCUCAGAAGGCUGCGGCGGCUCGAAGUGCAGAGACUUCGUACGCGGCGGCCAAAUCGUCGGCACUCUACACCAAGAUGACGUCUGCUCAGAGCGCAGAGACGGCCAGCCUCGUCUGCUCUGGCUUACCUCGCUCCAUCCUCACUGGACUCGGAUCGUGGGUCGCUGGCCCUGCUGUUGAUGGCGACAGCUCGUACACUGGAUCUGGCGACGACGUCUCUGCGCCCUAUUUUGCCAACAUUGUUUCGGGGCUGCGAUUCCUCUACGGCGACGACUCGAUUGGGACCGACUGGCUCAAUGCGCUCGUCCUGACGGCAGGACUCGUAGACUACCGCGAGUGAGGCACGGCCGGCGCGGGGGGCCGUAAUACGUGAUGCGUGAUGAUGACCAUGUCGUUGAUGUUUCUUCGUCUUGUACAUUUCGAUCUUUUCGUAAUUACCCGUGGAAUUGAAUUUGUAUGUCUGCCCUCCUCGUAGCUCCCUUAUCGUCUGCUCGCUGCGCUCGCCGCGCUCACCGUGCUCGCCACGCCCGCCCUCACGCCCCCUUGACGUGCUUCUUGAUCCAGUCGUACAUCUCGCGCAUCUCCUCCUUUGGAUCGACGUCGUAGAGAUGGUCUUUGCCUUGCAGUCGCAUGUACUCGACGUCGCAGCCCGACUUUGCCUUGAGGGCUGCGGCCACGUCGUCUGCUUGUGAGAUGGGCACCUUGUCGUCGAUGCUGCGCGCGCGUCCAGUGGGCCUGUCA
This is a messenger RNA of Jaminaea rosea, 2371 nucleotides long. RefSeq lists its product as hypothetical. The coding region runs from base 111 to 1970 and encodes 619 amino acids. The record is from RefSeq and is a predicted model, not a curated record. Lineage: Eukaryota; Fungi; Basidiomycota; Exobasidiomycetes; Microstromatales. The transcript has a single exon.